UGAUUCUGCCAGGACCAAUGGAGCAGCAACCAGAGGGGGUGUGAACACCUGAACUACUGCCCCAAACCAUGGGUGGUAAAUGCUGUAAGUCUGGUCCAGAUAAGGAUGCACUAGAGACUGAGAAGCUGAAGAGGCUUUGUCAAAAACGCCACAGAGCAAGAAUCAAGGCAGCUGAGAAGAUCCAGGCCUGGUGGCGUGGCACCCUGGUACGUCGCACCCUGCUGGUGGCAGCCCUCAGGGCCUGGAUGAUUCAGCUCUGGUGGAGAACACUUUUGUGGAGGCGGGUUCUUAAGCAGCGACGGGACCUGUUGAAGAUCUAUGUAAUCCAGGAGGAGGCGGCAGUCAAGCUCCAGUCCUGGGUUCGCAUGUGGCAGUGCCAUCGACGUUACUGCCAAAUAUGCAAUGCUGUCUGCAUCCUUCAGGCCCCAAAGAGCUAUUUUGCCUUCCAGACCAGUGAUAUUCUACAGGCACAAUAUGAAGUCACUCCCAACCAGCCGGAGUUCCAUAUUGAAAUCCUAUCAGUCUAAAAGUACCAGAGGGUGGAGAACUACUCCACUGCACCCCAAUAAAUGUCUGACCAGA
Messenger RNA from Prionailurus viverrinus (fishing cat), 582 nucleotides. RefSeq names its product IQ motif containing F3 (gene IQCF3). Bases 69 to 527 code for a protein of 152 amino acids. Gene Ontology annotation, molecular function: calmodulin binding. Lineage: Eukaryota; Metazoa; Chordata; Mammalia; Carnivora; Felidae. The transcript is spliced from 3 exons. The record is from RefSeq and is a predicted model, not a curated record.